Marmota monax (woodchuck) is the source of this 5984-nucleotide messenger RNA. It is a transcript of the gene Jmjd6, whose product is annotated as jumonji domain containing 6, arginine demethylase and lysine hydroxylase. Lineage: Eukaryota; Metazoa; Chordata; Mammalia; Rodentia; Sciuridae. The record is from RefSeq and is a predicted model, not a curated record. Bases 194 to 1405 code for a protein of 403 amino acids. The transcript has 6 exons. Gene Ontology annotation, cellular component: cytoplasm; nucleus. Gene Ontology annotation, molecular function: histone H4R3 demethylase activity; P-TEFb complex binding. Gene Ontology annotation, biological process: phagocytosis.
GGACGGCCGCCGCACGCCCAACCCGCGGCUCGGGAGGUGGCUGAGGAGUGAAUUUUCUGGAAGGCGACUUUAAAGGCGCCGGGCCGGAGCGAAGGGCGUCUCGGUGCCGCCGCCCGGGCCAGGGAGGGGCGCAUUAGCGGCAGGAAGCGAGGUGCGCCGAGGUCGUCGCGGAACCAGCUGGUGACCUCGCAGGAUGAACCACAAGAGCAAGAAGCGCAUCCGCGAGGCCAAGCGCAGUGCGCGGCCGGAGCUCAAGGACUCGCUGGACUGGACGCGACACAACUACUACGAGAGCUUCUCGCUGAGCCCCGCGGCCGUGGCGGAUAACGUGGAAAGGGCGGACGCUUUACAGCUGUCGGUGGAAGAAUUUGUUGAGCGAUACGAAAGACCUUAUAAGCCCGUGGUUCUGCUGAAUGCCCAAGAGGGCUGGUCUGCGCAGGAGAAGUGGACUCUGGAGCGCCUGAAAAGGAAAUACCGGAACCAGAAGUUCAAGUGUGGCGAGGAUAAUGAUGGCUACUCGGUCAAGAUGAAGAUGAAGUACUACAUCGAGUACAUGGAGAGCACCCGGGAUGACAGCCCCCUCUACAUCUUCGACAGCAGCUAUGGUGAACACCCCAAAAGAAGAAAACUUUUGGAAGACUAUAAGGUGCCCAAGUUUUUCACUGAUGACCUUUUCCAGUAUGCAGGAGAGAAGCGCAGGCCGCCCUACAGGUGGUUUGUGAUGGGGCCACCGCGUUCUGGAACUGGGAUUCACAUUGACCCUCUGGGAACCAGUGCCUGGAAUGCCUUGGUUCAGGGCCACAAGCGCUGGUGUCUGUUCCCAACAAGUACUCCCCGAGAACUCAUCAAGGUGACCCGAGAAGAAGGAGGGAACCAGCAAGACGAAGCAAUUACCUGGUUUAAUGUUAUUUAUCCCCGAACACAGCUUUCAACCUGGCCACCUGAAUUCAAACCUCUGGAAAUCUUACAAAAACCAGGAGAGACUGUCUUUGUACCAGGAGGCUGGUGGCAUGUUGUUCUCAAUCUUGACACCACCAUUGCUAUCACCCAGAAUUUUGCCAGCAGCACCAACUUCCCUGUUGUGUGGCACAAGACGGUAAGAGGGAGGCCAAAGUUAUCAAGGAAAUGGUAUAGGAUCUUGAGGCAGGAGCACCCUGAGCUGGCAGUCCUGGCGGAUGCUGUUGACCUCCAGGAGUCCACAGGCAUUGCUUCCGACAGCUCCAGCGACUCUUCCAGCUCCUCCAGCUCCAGCUCCUCUGACUCAGACUCAGAGUGUGAGUCUGGGUCUGAAGGUGAGGGGACAAUGCACCGCAGGAAGAAGAGGAGGACGUGCAGCAUGGUGGGAAACGGGGACACCACCUCACAGGACGACUGCGUGAGCAAGGAGCGCAGCUCUUCCAGGUGACAAGCACGGCUGUUGUGUGCAGGGACGUGCUCACGGCGAGGGCAGGGCCCAGGGAGGGCAGCCUGUUGGGAUCCUACAGACCAGGAGGGGGCUGACGCAUGCCAGAGGAGGAGGACACUCUUGGAACGGGACCGCUCACUCAGCGUUGGCUGCAGUAGCUUUUUCUCUGCUACCUAUGCAAAUUGAGGAGGCUUGUUUUAUCAUAAAAAAGGCAAGAGUGUGAGUGGUGCCAAGAAGACCCUUUACACUAUUUAAUAAAGAUGAGUCCAUUUUACACCUGACAUUUUUCCUUUGGGAGUACCAGACCGCCAUGUUGCUCUCUCCUUGUGGUCUGUAUGGAAAUCGCUUUCCCUGCUGGUGGGUCCUGGUGGUGAGGUGGCAGCUGGAGCAGUGAAUGGGGACCCUGAGGCAGAGCCUCCUACCUCUCCUCCCAGUUUGCUGGGGCUGCUUUGAGUCCUCGGGCCAAGUUGGACAGCAGCAAAUUGCUCAAGUUUUCUACAACAUCUUAAUCCCAUUUCCAAGUUUAUAUUUUCUUUUGAAACAAGAUUGGAUCUAAAACUUCAGAAUUAGUAACAAUGUAUUUGCCAACACCUGCCCUUAUUCCUUUUGCCCACAGCAGAGGGUGUUCAGUUUGCGUGUCUGAGGUCUUCAAAUCUGAGUUCCUGUUUCAAGGUGCUGGUCAGGUUGUUAAACGGGGAGGUUGUGGGAAGGUGAUAAAAUGCUGACGUUUGUAAGACUCUGGGACUUAUGUCCUAACCGGUACAGGUGACAUCAUGUUACCUUUUAUCUCUGAGCAGGUUAGCUUCAUGAAACUUGGGGCCCACGUUCCCUUUCUGUUGUCUUCUCUGGGUUCCCUGGUCCGGCUGUAAUUCUUACUCAAGUGAGUUAACCAGGCUGGAAUGCGAUUCUUGGCCCUGCUGUCCCUUUCACAGCCACACUUAAGGUCUCUUCUCUUACCUUCCUAAGCUGUUUCUAUUGUUAUAUCUGUUAGAUCCAUGCUUGGUAUGUGCCUUUGUGAUUGUUGGGAAGGUUUUUAGAGGCUGUGUGCUGUCCUGCAUACCUGUAAUCUCAGCAACUCAGGAGGCUGAGGCAGGAAGAUCACAAGUUUAAGGCCAGCCCAGGCAACUUUGCAAGACCCUGCCUCAAAAUAAGAAAGGACUGGGAAUGUAGCUCAGUCGCUAGAACUACCAGAACAGAAAGAUUAUUUUAAAGAAAGCCCUGCCAUUGCUUCAACACAGGUCCUUGGGGGUUCUUCUGCUAACCUUCUCACCAGCUUUGUGCCCAGCUGUGCUCUCUCCACAUGCUGAUUACAGGCAGUUGUGCUUCCCUUGGCAGGAUUAGGGACACUUGUGGAGGCCGGGCUCAUCCCUGAGCAGAUAGAGAGACGCUCCUUGAGGUGGCUCCUGUGUACACUGGUGGCUGCCACCCCGCUCAGUUCUCACGUCUUCUGCUCCUACCUUCUCCUCUGUCUUCUUUGAAUUUGGAUCUUCCUUCUCUGGUCUGAGCUCCUGUCUUCAGCCGAAUGCUGGUUUUACUGCUUCCCAAGACUAGAUUGUCAAGUCAGAAAGCUCUGCCAGCUCCGUGACACGCUGGAGCUGCCGUGCUGUUGGGAAGAAGUCCUGGGUUGUCCUGAUCAGAACCACACUGUCGCCACAGGCCGGAGGGGUGCGGUUCACUCAGCGUCUUACUGUGUCUGUCACCUCACUGCUAUUGGUAAGGAACUGCUGCCUUUGUACAAGCAGAGACACUAAGAGUGGCAGGUGGAUGUUGACCCACCUGUGUGUGAACCUGUCGUGUGUAAAAAGUACUGUGAGCGUGUGCUGCCUUCCUGGAUGUCACCACUGGUCCAGAGACCUUCAGGGGCAGUGACCCAGCCGCGUGCCCAGCACCGCCGCCCCUGCUCAGUCCUGCUGUAGGAUUCCUCAUCUUUCUCCAGAAGGCUCUCAAGUUCAGGCAUUUUUGUACUGUGUGUUGGGGGGGUGGGCACAUUCAUGUCUUCUGUUUGUGCAGACUGGGAAAGGUGUUGAUUGUGUUUUUGUCUUAGAACUUGAAUUAUAAAUAGGCCAGGUUCUAAUCCAUGGGUUCCAUUCUUCCCCCAGUGUGACCCAUGAGCAAGAAGCUCCCACUCUGUAAGGGACUUCAUGUCUGGUGUCCCCUUUAUUUGACCUGCAGACAUCAAGUGGGCAACUUAUGUUACAUUCAGGAAAGAAAUUUUGGAAAUGGUGCUUCUAGUCUUUGGGAUCUGUGGAUACUUCUGAAUAGCUCUGGUGGAGUAUUUGGGAUCAACCAGCAGGUUUCCCCUCUUGCCCUCUAGAGUCACCUGCUUGCCUUAAUCUGUUCCUGAAGCCAAGUGAAUUUAAAUCAGAAUAGCAGGGGUUUUCAAGGCCUUGCCCAGUCACACAGUCAGAGGCACCACACUGUUUUGCUGGAGUUUGGGUGAGAGGCGCCCAGGCAGAAAUGUUGGAAUGGUGUGGUGCUGCCUCUCAGAAUCCCCUAAAACAGGAAUGAUCAGAGGACCCAGACAGUACACUCUUAGCAAAUGGGCUGUCAUUUCCUGCCUCUAUGUCCUGUGGCUUUACCCUAGGACGCUGGUCCUCUGGUUUCUCUUGGUACCAGGUUUCUGCAUCUUGAAAUGCCAACGCAAGUUCACCCUGGGCUGGUGGGAGAGCCUUUCUCUUCCUCCGGGGCAGCACCGUGGCUGCAGGUGUCUCCUGGCUUCCCUUCCAGCAGCAGCUCCCUAUGCUCCCGCAGUGGGCAGGACAUAUUCAGGCAUGGGUCAACCCUGCACUGGUAAUCCCGUAAUCCCCGUAGAAAUAUCUGAAUGGUGUUCCUCCUCCUGCUUUUUAAUUUAUUUAUUUUUAAUAGUCUUAUCAUCUUCCAAAAGCUUUUUCUUUUCCCCAGCAUUGCUACUCGGCUUUCUGCUUGUCCUGUACCAAGUGCUCCCCUUUAAUCUUCAGUUUAAAACAAAAAACACCCAAAGGGGCCCCUUUGCCACCAGGGGCAUGGAGGGACACAUUGCCAGUGGCCUGGGAAAUGGGGCAGGAAUUGGAAAGGGAAAGAUCAUGUACUCACUUAUUUCUCCAGAUACCAAAGUUGACUCCUGGUUAUUAAACACCACCAGGAAUGAGGGACCUAGCCACCGCCACCUCUCCUGAAAGUGUUUGGGUGGUACAGAUUAUGUGCUGCUGUUCGACUCUUGCCAGCCCACAGAUAGCUGCAGAGCGUGUUUUAUUGGUUGUAGUCAGGCCAGGGACUCGUCAUUCUCUCCUCCACAUAGUGCCCCGUGGGCCAGCCAGGCACUCUGUUGUGGAAGCAGAGCGGGAGCCAGGGGGAGAACCCUGUGGAGUGGUGAGCAGGUGGGGGAGGGCUCACCUGUCAGUAUUCCCUAGUCCUUGAAUGGUGUCAGCAGGAAGGAAGGAGAGGAUGGCUGCAUCCCUCUGCCAUUUCCAGGGGUUGUUCUCCAAGACAGUGGGUCCUAGGAGAAGGAAUUUCACACCAGUGACCACCUGAUAGGGAGGAGCUGGGUAGGAGCAACAGGAGUGGGGGCACAGACACCUUGAGGGCCUUGGGUCUUCGUGAAUGGGAGAAUCCAGUGCUGCACAGGUCCCCAGAGUGGUCCUGGGAUGUUCAUGGUGCUGCCCUUGAAGGGAGGGCUGCUGAAGCUGGGGCACUGUUCACAUCUCGUUCUACAUGGCUGCCCACUUCUUCAGUAAUUCAAGUGCUCAGCAGAUCUGGUGCUGGGACAAGCCUAGGCCCCUGACCUUAGUGGACAGUGACUGUGUGUUCACCAGGGUGGCUCCUCAGGGCAGGGAGACCCAGCGGGUCUCAUUAGCACCAGCCUGUCUCAUUAACACAACUAGAAAAGCAAGUGUCUGCCUCGCUGAAUGCAGGUUCGUUAGCUCCUCGUGAGGGACCUCAGCUAGCUAACUAGCUAGCGUUAUGCCAGCGUACCUGAGUCUGCCCACGGCUUCUCUGUGAAGUGGCUUAAGGUUUCUAAACUAAGGGUCGGCAGGGGAAGGUGCUGGUGCAAGUGCUUUAUAAACUUAGUCUCGGCCUUGAGCCAAGGACUUUGGACCAGAGUGUGGGAUGGAACAGAACCUUGCACCGUGGUAAAAAGUACUGUGUGGGAAGUAACAGGUGCGUGGGGCUGUGGGUUCUUCAGGCUGUGUGUAGCUUUCCCAGAGAAGUGGUUUUGAUGUGUGAUGGUCUGGCUCCUCCUGCCCAUCCCUUCCUGUCUUUUGUGAAGAUGUUACAUCAUGUUUUCAGCAAAACUAGAUGAAAUGGGCCCCUAGGUGGUGGCUCUCAACUUUGUCUCCUGUAAGUUCAAACCCUUGAAUCCUAGCCCCUGCAAAUCUCCCUGGUGGAGAACCGGCCCUGGCCGGCGGGUGACAGGAUACCACAGAAGAACUGGGCUGCCUCCUGAGCCCUGGGCUUCAGAACCCUGAGCCACCCCUGGUUCUGCUCCCUCUCACUGUGGGCCUGCCAUGGAAUGCCUAUGGGUCUGCCAUUGGAUUGGUAUUUUUAACUUUCACUGGGAUGAAAUUUGUUCAUCAUUUUAAAUAAAGCAACUGGAUUUGGA